AUGAUGAGUGUCAGAACUACCACAUAUUUGUUGAUCUUAUAUUUAUUUAUCGCUGCAGAGGCAGUAACAUACGUGAAAGGUCCCAAAGGUCCAAGAGGUGAUCCCGGACCUGUAGGAGAGAGAGGUCCUCAAGGUCCUAAAGGUCCACGAGGUGAUAUGGGACCUACAGGAAAGAAAGGACCCCGCGGCCUUCCUGCUGGAGCUGUCGAAACGCCUUAUGUAUAA
Thelazia callipaeda (thelaziosis nematode) is the source of this 225-nucleotide messenger RNA. The record is from the annotation of a GenBank genome assembly. Lineage: Eukaryota; Metazoa; Nematoda; Chromadorea; Rhabditida; Thelaziidae.